UUUCAAGUACGCAGUUAACUCAGUCAUAACUAAUAACUCAGUGUAAUUAGUAGUGCUAAUAAAUCGAAGAAUUCGACAAUCUUGCAAAGUACUUAUUAAAUAGGCCUACUAUCGUUUCAUUAUUGCAAUCUAAAAACAGCACAUUAGCGAUGGUUAGACAAUCGAUUUUUAUAGAAAUUAAUUUACUUACAAUGACUUGGUGUGUUUGGUGCAAACCAGUGUUCAUAAAUGAUAAUUUUAAUAUAACACAACUGUCAGUUGUACAAAAUAAAAUUACCGAAGAAAGUAUUCAUUUACUCUCAACAUUAAGCUUCCCACCACCAGCCUUAUAUCUUGCUAAUCCUACAAAAAAAUGGGCUUUAGUAGAUUUUUCAAAACCUGACCAGCGAGGUUCAUAUUCAGUUUAUGAUGAACCAGAAAUUACUGGCAUUUUUACAACAAAAGAACCGACUAAUUCGCCCAAUCUAUUUGACAACAUGAAAAACAAUGAAAAAGAUAAGGACGAAAAUUAUUAUAAUAAAAAAAGAACCCCUAGUGAUGGAAUAAAGCUGCACGAUGAAAAAAAUAAAGGUGAUGAAGCAAACCAAAAAACAGAAAAGGAAGAAAAAGCCUAUAAAAACGAUAAGGAUGAAAAUAAUGAGAAAAUUAAAAGUAAAAUCAAUAAAAAUAAUGAAUACAUUGACAAUAUUGAGUCAGUAACAAACACAGAUAUGUAA
Molecule: messenger RNA, 716 nt
Organism: Daktulosphaira vitifoliae (grape phylloxera)
Lineage: Eukaryota; Metazoa; Arthropoda; Insecta; Hemiptera; Phylloxeridae
Exons: 2
Coding region: 150-716 (188 amino acids)
Source: RefSeq, a predicted model, not a curated record